AUGGACCAUCCAAAUUUUAAAACAACAACAAAUAAAUCAUCAUCACCAUUAUCAUCAUCAACGACAUUAUGUUGGUGUUGUUUGAAAUCAAAUCAACAUAAUGGUAACAACAAUGGUGGUAACAGGAUAAAUUCAUCAAAUAAAGAACGUAUUUCAAAUGAAUUGAUAAAAUCAUUUUCAUUCGAUAAUGAUGAUGAUAUUGAUGCUGAUCUGGAUGAUGAUGAUAAUUUAUCCGAAUAUUGUUAUGAUGAAGAUGAAGAUCUAAUGAAACAGCAAACAUUAUCGAAAACACCACCACCACCACUGUUACCACCACCAACGACAAUAACAACAUCAACAUCUAUUCCUUCUUGUACAACCAAAAUUUCCGAUGAUUAUUAUUAUAUUUCCAAAUUGAAUGAAUGCCUUAAUGAAACAAAUCAAUGGUAUCGACAACAACAACAACAACAAUUAUCAUUACAACAUCGAUCGAAUAUCAUCGAUCAUCAUCAUAAUCAUCAAUAUUUAUCAUUAGAAAAUGAUAGUUUAAUUCCAAGAACAGGAACGAAUAAAUUGACAAAAAUUCAACGUCAAAAUAGUAUUUGUUUGAAUGAUGAACAUAUGAUGAACACUAACACCAAUAUGACCACCGCCAUCAACAAUGAUAAUUUUAAUAAAAAUCGUUCACGUAAUAUAUUAAAACAACAGGCAAUUUAUGCAUCGAUUGCAUUGAAAAAUAAUACAAAAACAUUUAAUGAAAUGUUUUUAUCCGAUAAUGAUAACAAUAAUAAGGAUAAUCGAAAGAAAACAACAUCCAUCAUCAACCAUAAUCAUAAUCACAAUAAUGAUCUAAUAUCAUUAGCUGAAAAAGGUCGUAUUGGUAAGCAAAUAUCAACCGAUGGUUCAUUAUCAAGUGAAACUGGUAGUACAAAUGAAGAUGCAAUUAUUAUUUUAACACAAAAUAAUCAUCAUACAAAACGUAAUAUAUUAAAAUGUUUAAAAAAUGUUGAAUCAAAUGAAACAGCUGAUUCAUCAAUAAUAAUUAAAGAUAAUAAUAAAUAUCAAACAUUAAAUAAUAAUUAUUAUAAUGAUAAUAAUUAUGAAUCGGAUACACAAUCAUCAAAUUUACCGGAUUUUUCACCAACAAAUCCCCAACAACCGACAUUAUCUGAACAGAAUAUUUCAACAACCAAAGCAACAACAAAAAUGAUGAUUAAAAGUGGUAGUAGUAUUGGUGUUAUUGGUGGUGGUAGUAAAAAUGGUGGACGAUUAGAAAUAAGUUUUGCAUAUAAUGUAUCAAGUAAAAAAUUAUUUGUUACUGUGAUUCAAGGUGAUGAAAUACCUUAUAAAGAUCAACAUAAAAAUGUUUUACAGAUUUAUGUUAAAAUAAUAUUAUUACCAAAUAAGAAACAAAAAUUUCGUACAAAAUCCAAACCAAUAUUUUGUCCAAUAUUCGAUGAAACAUUUACAUUCAAUCGAAUUAGUCCGGAUGAUAUUUCUAAUUUAGGUUUACGUUUUCGUUUAUUUAGUAUUGGUUUUACAAGAAAAACUUAUCUAAUUGGUGAAAGUCGUAUAUCGUUUGCAUUGAUAAAACCACAACAACAGGAAACCAAAUUAUGGUUUACAUUGGAUGUUCCGGCUAAAAGAAAUCGGUUAUUAGAUUUAGAAUCAUCAAGUCUAACAAGAACAGAUAGUACAUCAUCACAAUCAUUACAGAAUAAUAGUUCACCGGAAUUAUUAUUAAGUCUUGCAUAUAAUGGUACAACUGGUCGAUUAAAUGUAACAAUGAUUAAAGGAAGCCAAUUUCGUUGCCUAUCAACACGUACACCGGAUACAUAUAUAAAAUUAUUACUUGUAUCACAAAAUGGUAAUGAAAUGGCACGUGGUAAAACACGUAUAUGUCGUGGACAACCAAAUCCAUUAUUUCGUGAAACAUUUGUUUUUCAAGUGGCAUUGUUUCAAUUACCCGAUGUAACAUUAAUGAUAUUUGUUUAUAAUAAACGUAGUAUAAAACGUAAAGAAAUGAUUGGUUGGAUAUCGCUUGGUUAUAAUAGUAGCGGUGAUGAAGAAUUAUCACAUUGGAAUGAUAUGCGUGAUAAUAAAGGUGAACAAGUAUCAAGAUGGCAUGUACUACAUGAACCAUAAAACAAACAAUUUUCAACCAAAAAAAAGUCAUAUCUUAACAAACAAAAAAAAUGAUGUCAAAAAUUUUUAUCAAACGACGACGAAUAUUCCGAUUCUAUUUACCCAAAUAUUUUAUCUUGCAAAUUUUUUUUUUCGGAUAAACAUUUAUCUUAUCAAACAAAAUUUUUUUUUUCUAAAACAAAAACAAUUCCCACCAAUCAUACACUGGUGUGUGUGUGUGUGUGUUUUAUUGAUUCA
Dermatophagoides pteronyssinus (European house dust mite) is the source of this 2361-nucleotide messenger RNA. It is a transcript of the gene Syt14, whose product is annotated as Synaptotagmin 14. Gene Ontology annotation, molecular function: phospholipid binding. The record is from RefSeq and is a predicted model, not a curated record. NCBI's taxonomy places the organism in Eukaryota, Metazoa, Arthropoda, Arachnida, Sarcoptiformes, Pyroglyphidae.